GCUCGUUCCAGUUCACUCCUUCUUUCGACGACACCGACUCCCUACAGCGUUUCUCAAAGCCCAUCGGGUCAAAGGAAUCAGAUGCAGUCGGUCUUUGCUCUGAUCUCUUGAGAAUUCCCAUCUUCCACCAGCAAAGGCGUCUGUCUGUCGAGCCUCUCGUUUCUCGUUCUGCCACUCGCCGCCGAAUCCAAGUCAUACGACUUUUUCCCUCGACUUAAGCAGGCCCCUCGAAGUAGAAAGAAGCACAUAUCGCACAGUCGCCAUACAAAGGCGAACGGCCGCCAAAGUCCAACAGCCUUCUUCUCCUGCCAGAGUCUCGUCUCUUUUUUUAUCCUUUGACAAACUCCCCGGUGGAGCCAGCCUGAUAUUAAUCUUUUACUUCUGCCUGUUUCGCAUCGACAUUCAACCCGUAGCCUCCACUCUGAGGCUCUUUUUUUUUUUCCGGCCUGAUUUCACUUUGACAUCUCUCUUCUCUUUCACACGCUCGUUCUAUCAAUAUGAAAUCGUCAACAAUCAUUUCCGGCGCCUUGGUGGCUGCUUCUCAGAUUUGCACUGCUCUUGGUGCAACCCCUAUGAGAGUCGAUGAGGUUAGCCAUGUUAUCCGGGCCAAUCUCCAAGUGCCAUCACAAGCACCUGUACCAGGCGCCGAUCGAUCGGCGGGCUGCUGGAGUUCCAAGGGAAACUUGACGGAAACAAGCGGCGUGGUGCCGACAAAGGUUUCUUCCGGCUCAUGCAACAUUUUGUGCAAAUCCAAGAAUUUUGCUGUCACGGGACUGCAGGGUGCCAAGUGUUAUUGCGGAAUGCUUUAUCCCCCCGCGGAUGACUUGGCUGAUGAUUCCAAAUGUACUUACGCUUGCCCUGGCUUUGGUAACGAGGCUUGCGGCACUCUUGGAAACCCAGGUUUCUUCAGCCUAUGGAACACUGGUAUCAACAUCGAUCCUCCCAACUAUACGCCCCCAUCAUCAACGACAUCGUCUACUUCUUCUUCAACCAGCUCGACGUCAUCUGAUGCCGAGAAAUCUUCGGCCGCCGCCGCCAAUCCUUCAAGCCCGGCUACUCAAUCUGCAGAGCCAACUCCAUCAGAUGCUCCGUCGGGAGGAAAGAAGACCAACGUUGCUGGUAUUGCUGCGGGCACCGUUGUUGGUGUUGUCGUCCUGGGAGGUCUUCUGGGAGCUGCCUUUUUCACCAUGAGGCGAAGACGGAACGCCGAGAUUGAGGAGGAACAUCGCCGCAAUGCCGCCGUCAAUGCCUUCAUCAACGGCUCCAAGCCGCCUUCUACCAGCGGUAGCAUUUCCAUGACCGACUCUCGUCUCGACCCUGUCCUGGCCCACCGCAGGCUCAGUGAUGGCAGUAUUGCAGACAAUGAGGACUACUCUCGUCGUAUCUUGCGGGUCACCAACGCAUAAGCAAAUAGCCACAUAUCCACUUAACGACGAGCGAAUUUGCCUUUCAUUUGGCCUCACCAAUUUCUCCUUCAAUCAUGGGCAUUUACGGCGUUAUCGGGAUGGUAGCUCAUGUCCAUUUGGUUGACCCCCCCCCUCUUGGCCCGAUGGCCAAGCGGCGUUUUGACAUUUUCUCUUUCUCUUUUCUUUAUUUCAGGCGUAGGGAUAGACUUUUACUACUCAGGGAAAUGAAUGAGUUUGGCCAUCUUCAACAUCAUACCCCGGCUUUCCCUACGCCGUCCACUCCUUACGUGUCCGAUUGACUCUUACAAUUUAAUUUUUUUGGCGAUUAGAGAGCGAGGAACGCAACGGCAUUAAACUCCUCGUCUUCACAACUUUUAUGAAGCAAAGGGGAGGCGCAAGGCUGCCCGAUUAACACGCUUUGCUUUGUUGGCCCAGCGUGUUUUUUUUUUUUAACAAUUCCCAUUUCCAGGAACCUCCUGUGUAUAAACUUGUUGGCGUGCGGAGAGAGAGGCAUUAACCGAGCUAUCAAUGCUUCGGGUGUAUGUAUGAAAGAGAUAAAGGCCAGGGACGUGUGUUUGUGUGUGAAGGAGCUAGAAGAUAAAAUAUGGUUGCUAACUGAGUUGUUUACUUCCUUUUUUCUUUUUUUUUGGGACGUGGGCGAUGGAUCUUGGGUGGGAUUGUGUAUGUAGGGAUUGCGCAUAGUAACCAAGUACCAUCAUGUCGAAACAAAAAAAAUUAUUCAUUGAG
Molecule: messenger RNA, 2153 nt
Organism: Trichoderma atroviride IMI 206040
Lineage: Eukaryota; Fungi; Ascomycota; Sordariomycetes; Hypocreales; Hypocreaceae
Source: RefSeq, a predicted model, not a curated record